UUACUGUCUAGACAUAGACGCAACAUGGCAUUACAGUGAAUAAGAGCCUUACAACCUAAUGGACUUUAAAGGCCAUACCGUAUGCCUUGUACCGUAUAAAGGCAUCUCAUACAUAGUAAAGAACAAUAACCACAACUUCAUACAGAUCCAGUGCUGAUUAAAAGUCCUUUUCAUCAUUGUAAUUAAUAUUAUUUAAUGGCAGAAAAUGUAAAACUAUAUUUUUUGAAGACAUUUUUCAUUAUGUCUUCAGUUUUCUCCACUUAGAUACAAAACCAAGAGUUGAAUUCUAAAUGAGUCAAGAUAUUUAAUGGGUUAAAACACUACACGUUCACUCUCCAAAGCUGAUUUGUCUCUCUGUUGCCAAACUACUUCAUCUAAUCAGAUGAAUAAACAAGGUAUUAAUAGGUAAGGGUGUCCAGGAGGGGUAUAGGUCAGUCAAGGUAAAGAAGUGAGAGCUCUUCUCAGAAGAUAGAGCUUACGGGGUAACGUCACUCAGCCGCACUCUAGUGGUGUAUAUAUACAGGCCGCCACAGCAAGAUCAAUAUUAUAACGAUCAAAAGUCUUCACAGGCUCAGUCGUGAUUUCCUCCAAAAGCAGUGAGACCGAAGCUCAAUCAUGCUGGCAACCAGGACUUUGCUGUCAAAACAAACACUGGCUGCUCUUUCUCGGCAGCCUGCUUGCUACAUUCACCUCGGUGACUCUGGCAACUUGGGAAAUACCAAUGUUGCAGUGGUUUUCUCAGGAUGUGGCUGGUGGGAUGGGACUGAUGUCCAUGAGGGAGUAUACACCAUGUACCACCUCAGCCGGAACGGUGCCCGCUUCCAGAUGUUUGCUCCAAAUCAGCAGCAGAUGCAUGUGGUGGACCACGUGAGAAAGCAGCAGGCCUCUGGCGAGAACCGGAACAUGAUGGUGGAGUCAGCUCGCUUCAGUCAUGGCCAGGGAAUGAUGCAGAUGCAGGACCUGUCCAAGCUGGAUGUCAACAGCUUUGACGCUGUUAUCUUUCCCGGAGGCCAAGGCAUCAUCAAGAAUCUAUCCUCUUUUGCGAAGGACGGCAAAGACUGCAAGCUGCACAAUGAUGUGGAAAGGGUGCUGAAAGAAUUCCACCGUUCAAGCAAGCCUAUUGGACUGGCCAGCAUGGCUCCUGUGCUGGCCUGCCGCGUGCUGCCCGGCAUCGAGGUGACCAUGGGCUACGAGCGAGACGAAAACACUCGCUGGGGGAACUGGCCUCAUACAAACAUGGUGCAGGCUGUGAAGAGCAUGGGUGCACGCCACAGUGGCUGCGAGCCAUUUGAAGCCUGUGUGGACGAGAAGAACAAAGUGGUCAGCACCCCGUCCUUCAUGUGGGAAACGGAGUAUCACUAUCACUAUAUAUUUGAUGGUAUUGGCAAUAUGGUCAAACAUGUCAUGCGCAUGUCGACCAAGUGAGCUGAGACGACGAGCCUGAAAAUUCAAUAGAGGAAGUUGGUGUUUACGUCCAACCUACAUGUCUGUAUUGUGUUGUGAUGACUUGUUCCC
Messenger RNA from Scophthalmus maximus (turbot), 1515 nucleotides. It is a transcript of the gene gatd3l, whose product is annotated as glutamine amidotransferase class 1 domain containing 3, like. Gene Ontology annotation, cellular component: mitochondrion. NCBI's taxonomy places the organism in Eukaryota, Metazoa, Chordata, Actinopteri, Pleuronectiformes, Scophthalmidae. The transcript has 7 exons. Bases 616 to 1425 code for a protein of 269 amino acids. The record is from RefSeq and is a predicted model, not a curated record.